Drosophila sulfurigaster albostrigata is the source of this 1264-nucleotide messenger RNA. RefSeq names its product GTP cyclohydrolase 1 (gene Pu). Gene Ontology annotation, cellular component: cytoplasm. Lineage: Eukaryota; Metazoa; Arthropoda; Insecta; Diptera; Drosophilidae. The record is from RefSeq and is a predicted model, not a curated record. The transcript is spliced from 5 exons. Gene Ontology annotation, molecular function: GTP binding; GTP cyclohydrolase I activity; zinc ion binding. Gene Ontology annotation, biological process: tetrahydrobiopterin biosynthetic process; tetrahydrofolate biosynthetic process. The coding region runs from base 155 to 1153 and encodes 332 amino acids.
AGUUGCCCCCAGCAUUUCAUAACGCAAACACGCUGCAAACUUAAAAGCAAAAACAAAGCCAAAUCAAAAAAAACGUCUCUUCGUAUUGUUUUCAAUUCAAUUUUGUGUAUUUAUAAUUUUUGGCAAAACACACAAACAAAGUUAAACAAUUAUAAUGAGUUUCACACGACAACUCUCCGAGAUGAGCGCCAGCGAACUGAACGAUGCCAUCGAUGAUACGAAUUUCCCACAGGCUCACAUCCUGUCGCGUGGUCGCAACAACAGCGUCUGCUCAACAAGUAGCACCUCGGGCACCUCCUCGCUGGCAGCAGCCAACGAUGAUGUGGCCAACGGUUCGGCAGCAACAGGCCAAAGCACAGUCCAAGCAACAGCAACAGUAACAGGCACAACUGCAGCUGGAGGUGAUGAAGUUGCUCCCAGUGGUCCGGUGCGACCAAGGCUGAUACUGAAGAGCAACUCGAGCAUUGUGGAAAACGAUGGUACACAACCGAUAACACCAAUGACACCUCGCACAUCGACGACGCCAGGUAGGCAUGAGAACUGCACUUUCCAUCACGAUUUGGAGCUGGACCACAAGCCGCCAACGCGGGAGGCAUUGUUGCCCGAUAUGGCGCGCUCUUAUCGCCUGCUCUUGGGCGGCCUCGGCGAGAAUCCCGAUCGUCAGGGUCUGAUCAAGACACCGGAGCGUGCGGCAAAGGCAAUGCUGUACUUCACCAAGGGCUAUGAUCAGAAUCUGGAGGAUGUAUUAAACGGUGCCGUUUUCGACGAGGAUCAUGAUGAAAUGGUCGUGGUCAAGGAUAUUGAAAUGUUUUCCAUGUGUGAACAUCACUUGGUGCCAUUCUAUGGCAAAGUGUCCAUUGGAUAUUUGCCAUGCAAUAAGAUUCUAGGACUUAGCAAACUGGCUCGCAUUGUGGAGAUUUUCUCGCGUCGUUUGCAAGUGCAAGAGCGAUUGACCAAGCAAAUUGCCGUCGCUGUGACACAAGCAGUGCAGCCAGCAGGAGUCGCUGUAGUUGUCGAGGGCGUACACAUGUGCAUGGUAAUGCGUGGCGUGCAGAAAAUCAAUAGCAAAACUGUCACUUCGACUAUGCUGGGCGUAUUCCGCGAUGAUCCAAAGACGCGCGAGGAGUUCCUAAACCUAGUCAAUAGCAAAUAAAAGCAUUAUUUUUUGACUUGUUUAAUAAAUUGUUGAAAUUUUAGUUUCGUUUAGCUAAAUAUGCAAAAAAAAAAGAGAAAAACCCCAUAUAAAAACAUUCGAAAGCAUCGC